AUAAAAAUCACUAGCCCAUGCCUCUGUCCUUAGGAGAGUACAAUAUUCGUGUCUUUAUCAGAUAACAUUACUUUGGGCAAAGUAUGUCUCACACUGUGACAACAGUGACCUGCAAUACCCAGAUAUUAAUAUUAAGGUCAAUCUGACUGUUUUGACGUGGGAAUGGAUUUUUCUUUCCACGUCUUCGACCCUCCCAUGCCCAGGGGAUUUCAGAACCGCUUCUCCACUCAGUACCGAUGUUACUCCGUGUCUAUGCUGGCUGGUCCGAAUGACCGGUCCGAUGUCGAGAAAGGAGGCAAAAUAAUUAUGCCACCCUCUGCUCUUGACCAGCUAAGCAGAUUGAACAUCACAUACCCAAUGUUGUUCAAGCUGACCAACAAGAACUCAGACAGAAUGACACACUGCGGUGUCCUGGAGUUUGUUGCUGAUGAAGGAAUCUGUUAUCUGCCACAUUGGAUGAUGCAAAAUCUGCUGCUGGAAGAAGGUGGUCUAGUCCAGGUUGAAAGUGUGAACCUGAUGGUGGCCACCUACUCCAAGUUCCAACCGCAGAGUCCAGAUUUUCUGGACAUCACAAAUCCCAAAGCUGUCCUGGAGAACGCUUUGAGGAACUUUGCUUGCUUGACAACUGGUGAUGUCAUCGCCAUCAACUAUAAUGAAAAGAUCUAUGAGUUGCGGGUUAUGGAGACAAAGCCAGAUAAAGCUGUGUCCAUCAUUGAAUGUGACAUGAAUGUGGAUUUUGAUGCUCCUUUGGGCUACAAAGAGCCAGAGCGUCGAUCUCAACACCAGGAGGAAUCAACAGAAGAAGAAGCGGAUCCCAACAGUUAUGCUGAAAUGGACCUGGGCUUCAGAGCUUUCACUGGGUCUGGGAACCGCUUGGAUGGCAAAACAAAGGGGAUCGAGCCCAGUCCUGCUCCUUUGAAUGCCAGUGACAUCAGGAGAGGAAUUCCCAACUACGAAUUCAAAGUUGGCAGGAUCACGUUCAUCAGGAAUUCAAGGCCGCAGACCAGAAGGAUGGCCGACGAUGAUGACGCCAUGAAAAGGUUCAUUGCCUUCUCUGGACAGGGACAAUCACUUCGUAAGAAGGGCAGGAAGCCCUGAAGUGCUGGAGCCGUGUCCUGAGAACAAACACACCCCACAUGUAUCCUCCGCCUUUGAGUGGUCCUGCUGAUUCACAAACUCCAGUUGCUGCAGGGUUGUGGAAGUGAGAUUGUAUUUGAAUAUUACGCUGUGGCUCCACAGGAGCUGAGUACUAGAUGAUGCUGACCACAGUUACAAGGGAGUCGCUGUGGUGUAGCUGUCAAGCAUCGGGUUUGGUUGGUUUGCUCUCUUGCUUCUAAUCCACUUGAAUGACCUUCUAAGAUUAAUCUUUCUAUCCAAACUCCCAAUCUUUCCAAGAUUUCUUUAUGUCCCUGAAUAAUACAACUCCUCAAGUUGUUUGUGUAAUUUGCUAGGUUUAUUCUUUUGUUGUUAAUUUAAAUACAAAUAAAGUUUUGCGAUAACUGACUGGUUGUG
Synchiropus splendidus (mandarinfish) is the source of this 1512-nucleotide messenger RNA. It is a transcript of the gene ufd1l, whose product is annotated as ubiquitin recognition factor in ER associated degradation 1. The coding region runs from base 163 to 1098 and encodes 311 amino acids. Gene Ontology annotation, cellular component: VCP-NPL4-UFD1 AAA ATPase complex. The transcript has 12 exons. NCBI's taxonomy places the organism in Eukaryota, Metazoa, Chordata, Actinopteri, Syngnathiformes, Callionymidae. Gene Ontology annotation, molecular function: polyubiquitin modification-dependent protein binding. The record is from RefSeq and is a predicted model, not a curated record.